Messenger RNA from Daucus carota subsp. sativus, 1347 nucleotides. Its product is annotated as meiotic recombination protein DMC1 homolog. Gene Ontology annotation, biological process: reciprocal meiotic recombination; DNA repair; chromosome organization involved in meiotic cell cycle. The transcript has 15 exons. The record is from RefSeq and is a predicted model, not a curated record. Gene Ontology annotation, cellular component: nucleus; condensed nuclear chromosome. Lineage: Eukaryota; Viridiplantae; Streptophyta; Magnoliopsida; Apiales; Apiaceae. Bases 133 to 1164 code for a protein of 343 amino acids. Gene Ontology annotation, molecular function: ATP-dependent DNA damage sensor activity; ATP binding; double-stranded DNA binding.
CAAAAACGUUUUUCACUUGCGCGCAAUAUAAACUCACACACGCAAACCAUCACUCUUCAAAAUUUCAAAUCCUCUACUCUACUCUCACACUACUUCUCUCUCAUCACCCUCUCUCUCUCUACAAUAUUCAAAAUGUUAGCAUUCAAAUCCGAAGAACACAAUCAGCUGCAGCUCGUCGAUAGAGACGAGAUCGACGAUGAAGAAGAGUUGUUCGAAAUGAUCGACAAGUUGACUGCUCAUGGAAUUAAUGCUGGAGAUGUGAAGAAGCUUCAGGAUGCAGGGAUCUACACCUGCAACGGCCUUAUGAUGCAUACGAAAAAGAAUUUGACUGGGAUCAAAGGAUUAUCUGAGGCAAAAGUCGACAAAAUCUGUGAAGCUGCUGAAAAGAUAGUGAAUUUUGGGUACAUUACUGGAAGUGAUGCUCUGAUCAAAAGAAAAUCAGUAGUUCGCAUAACAACUGGAAGCCAGGCUCUAGAUGAACUUUUGGGCGGUGGGAUAGAAACUAGUUCAAUUACAGAAGCCUUUGGAGAAUUCAGAUCUGGAAAGACACAACUUGCCCAUACCCUCUGCGUCUCAACACAGCUCCCCAUUAAUAUGAAAGGAGGUAAUGGAAAGGUUGCCUACAUUGAUACUGAAGGAACCUUCCGACCUGAUCGUAUUGUGCCAAUAGCUACCAGGUUUGGCAUGGAUGCUGGAGCUGUACUUGACAAUAUCAUAUAUGCACGUGCAUACACCUAUGAGCAUCAGUACAACCUCCUUCUCGGUCUAGCAGCAAAGAUGUCAGAAGAGCCUUUCAGACUUCUGAUUGUUGACUCUGUCAUUGCUCUGUUCCGGGUGGAUUUUACUGGAAGAGGAGAACUUGCUGAUCGUCAGCAAAAACUGGCUCAAAUGUUAUCACGCUUAAUCAAGAUCGCUGAGGAAUUCAAUGUGGCAGUCUACAUGACAAACCAAGUCAUAGCAGAUCCAGGUGGUGGUGUGUUCAUAUCAGACCCAAAGAAGCCAGCAGGAGGGCAUGUGCUUGCUCAUGCAGCUACAAUAAGGUUGAUGUUCAGAAAGGGCAAAGGUGAACAGCGUGUCUGCAAGGUGUUUGAUGCUCCAAAUCUUCCUGAAGCUGAAGCAGUAUUUCAGAUAACAGGAGGUGGAAUCACUGAUGCAAAGGAUUAGAGAUCAGCUUUAUUUUCUUCUCAGAUACUUCAGAAAUCUAUAUAUUAGAAAUCAUUGAUGCUUGGUUCAUGUUUUCAGUAUGCCUGUUCUCCAUAUUGUAGCCUGUAGAAAAACAUGGUUUCAUGUGUUUAUUACGACAACUUCCAGAUCUAUAUAUAAUAUAUUAGAGCUUGUGAUUUUCAA